AUGGAUAUUGAUUCCGUCGCUUACUGGUUACGAAGGCGUAGUCAUCUGCUGUACAAGUUAUCAAAGGAGGUUCUCUAUGACAUUAUUAAAAACUGUGGAUACAAAAAGGUUUCUAAGGAUGAAAUUAUCAUUCGACAAGGAGAAGUUGGAGAAAGAGGUCAAGCAAUUGUUACUGUAGAACCUCAACGUCACCAUCUUCAAUAUCCUAAGCUGAUGAAUGAUGUUAAGCGAGGUCGCCAACACCGAUUUGAGUGGAAAAAUGGUGUUAUUGAGAAAACAAUAAAAGGAAAUACUGAUGUUUGUGUAUUAGGUCCUGGACAAAUCAUAGGAGAUGUGGAACUGAUUUGUGAACUUCCAACAAACAUUGCCUCAGUAUCAGCCUCAUCGAAAACAGAAACAUUUUUUCUGAGUUAUAAGAACUGCGACAGAAUAUUUGUUGGAAAAGUUGGUUUCACAGAAACUUUCAGCUCGAAGUGA
Messenger RNA from Lottia gigantea (owl limpet), 477 nucleotides. RefSeq lists its product as hypothetical. The transcript is spliced from 5 exons. The record is from RefSeq and is a predicted model, not a curated record. Bases 1 to 477 code for a protein of 158 amino acids. NCBI's taxonomy places the organism in Eukaryota, Metazoa, Mollusca, Gastropoda, Lottiidae.